This is a messenger RNA of Polypterus senegalus (gray bichir), 1903 nucleotides long. RefSeq names its product insulinoma-associated protein 1b-like. Lineage: Eukaryota; Metazoa; Chordata; Cladistia; Polypteriformes; Polypteridae. The record is from RefSeq and is a predicted model, not a curated record. Gene Ontology annotation, cellular component: nucleus; transcription repressor complex. The transcript has a single exon. Gene Ontology annotation, biological process: negative regulation of transcription by RNA polymerase II; regulation of cell cycle process; neuron differentiation. The coding region runs from base 446 to 1870 and encodes 474 amino acids. Gene Ontology annotation, molecular function: RNA polymerase II cis-regulatory region sequence-specific DNA binding; DNA-binding transcription repressor activity, RNA polymerase II-specific.
GUGCAUUUGUAUUGAAAGUCGUCAGACCGUAAAAAGAGGAGGGUCCCGGCGUGUGCCUUCAUUAAGGAGGGGCAAAGCGCGCAGAAUGAUAAAAAAGCAGGUACAUCUGCUAACCAAUCUGUAUCCCUCCCAAUAUUUUCCUCCGAAACUCGGUGCUUGCAUCCACCCCCUAGCAAAUCCACCGGGAUCUUGGUGCCAUCUGAUUGGCCGCGGAUAUGGAAACAAGGGGCGAGAACAAUGGCAUCAUUGCCCCUUAAAAAGAGUGCAGCUAUGCCUUAGAGACGAAAGCAUUUCGGGAACGGAAAGAUCAAUAGCAGGGAAAUACUCAAGGAAUUACAGUUCCCGUCUCUGUUAGCCAUUUCUUGGCUACGACUGGAUUUUUAAACCGUGUUUUUCUUCGAGUGUAAUUUUUUUAUUUUGUAAGUGCCUUCAGUUCUUCGCCAAGAUGCCCAAAGGUUUUCUAGUGAAAAGAAACAAGAAAUCUACACCCGUCUCUUACAGGGUCCGCAGUGACGAGGAAGACUCGGAUCCGUUGAAGGCUUUGCACAACUCGAGCUCAUCUUCUGCUUCUCCACCAGUAUCGGCGUCGUCCAGCCCGGACCGCGCUGCAGCAUCACCGCACAAUACCUCCUCUUCCUCUGAUGGGCAGGAUACUAGACCCGUGCAAUUCGGCAAUCCGGAGACGGUGUACCAGGCACUCUACAGCCCCACCCGUCCCAUCAGCAAGGAGCACGAGAGGAAAUUUUUUGAGAGAAGUUUUAACCUGGGAUCCCCAAUCUCAGCUGAAUCCUUUCCGACUCCGGCUGUUCUUACCACCCUUGACCAGCUCCUGUUUGCUCCAGUGGAUUUGAAAAUCGGCUCCAGUAACAGCAGCUGUAGCAGUGUGACAGCAGUCCUCCCGGCGGCUGUGAGAAGUGCUCACAAGAGAGCCCCACAAGAGUCUGAGCGCAAAAGCAAAGCGGCGGCUAAGAAACCCAAAGCUAUCAGGAAACUUAAUUUCGAAGACGAGGUCACCACGUCUCCAGUUUUAGGCCUGAAGAUAAAAGAAGGACCAGUUGAUCUGAAGCCUAGAACAGUUUCAUCCGGCGGCAACAAACCUCUGGGGGAAUUCAUCUGCCAGCUGUGCAAAGAGGAAUACGCGGACCCCUUCGCUUUAGCUCAGCACAAGUGCUCCAGGAUAGUGCGGGUGGAGUACAGAUGCCCUGAAUGCGACAAAGUCUUCAGUUGCCCUGCUAAUCUGGCAUCCCACCGGCGGUGGCACAAGCCAAGACCCCAGAACCCCAACGCCGGACCAGUCGUUCCCGGCGCCAAGUCAGAAAGCGUCAAGCCUCCUUCGGGAGAUCUGAAAGACAAGACAACUGAGGAGCUAAAGGACCCGAGGGGCGAGGCAGCGAGCGAUCGCGACACCCCCAGCCCGGGGUUAUCAGAGUCAGGCUCUGAGGAUGGUCUCUACGACUGCCAACACUGCGGUAAGCGCUUCAAGCGCCAGGCUUACCUGAGGAAACACCUGCUGAGCCACGCCGGCGCAUCCAGCAAGGCGACCGGCGACGAGCAGCUCCUGUACUCCGCGGCUUUUGCUAACAGCCAAGAGAGCGAGAAACCACCCCACGCGGAGAGCCACAGCCCUGCGCCUUUAAAUCUUAGUCCCCUGGAGUGCCACUUGUGCCCCGUUUGUGGCGAAACCUUCCCCAACAGGUCGGCUCAGGAGCGCCACCUUCGUCUGCUGCACUCCUCCCAGGUUUUUCCGUGCAAGUACUGCCCAGCUACUUUCUACAGCUCUCCGGGACUGACAAGGCACAUCAACAAAUGUCACCCCUCCGAAAACCGGCAGGUGAUCUUGCUGCAGAUGCCUGUGCGCCCGGCGUGCUGAGACGCCCAAAGUUGUGCCUUAAAAAAAAAAAAA